Messenger RNA from Phlebotomus papatasi, 8099 nucleotides. Its product is annotated as spondin-1. Bases 1 to 2772 code for a protein of 923 amino acids. Gene Ontology annotation, molecular function: serine-type endopeptidase inhibitor activity. Gene Ontology annotation, biological process: cell adhesion. Gene Ontology annotation, cellular component: extracellular matrix. The transcript is spliced from 2 exons. Lineage: Eukaryota; Metazoa; Arthropoda; Insecta; Diptera; Psychodidae. The record is from RefSeq and is a predicted model, not a curated record.
AUGAUUUUCUGCCGAGCGGCAUUUUUUGCUACAAUGCUCGUGGGGCUUCUGCUGCCGGAGAAUGUGGUAGGAAAAUGUGAUAGAGUACCUGAGGGAUCUGGUGCGGCCAAAUCACCAGCUGAUGGACGUUUUCGCAUAAGAAUUCAGGGAAAUCCCGAGAGGUAUACACCAGGAGAAAUUUAUACACUAUCUCUGGCUGGAAUUAGAUCCAUGCAGGUGGCUCAUAAAUUCUCUGGAUUCAUGUUGGCCGUUGAAAAAGAAAUCUAUGAUCCCAGGACUGACAUUGGAGGCAUGGGAAGUGCAGGACUUUUUCAACUUCUUGGAGAUACUUUGGCUAAAUUCAGCGAGAAGUGCCCAAAUGUCGUCACUCACACGAGUUCUCUGCCCAAAUCCGACAUCCAGGUUCUCUGGACAGCCCCACCUCCGGGAAGUGGCUGUGUGGUUUUCAGAGCCACAGUGAUCGAACACAGAGAUGUUUGGUACAUGGAUGAUGGUCCUCUCAGUAAGAUGUUUUGCGAAGAUGAGCAGGACACCAUAGAUGUUCAGCCCAUUAUUGAAGAUCCCUGCUGUGCCUGCCAAGAAGCUAAAUAUGAGGUGACAUUCGAAGGGCUUUGGUCUAGGCAUACGCAUCCCAAAGAUUUCCCAUCAAAUCGCUGGUUGACUCGCUUCAGUGAUAUCAUUGGAGCGUCUCACACGGCAGAUUACAGGUUCUGGGAGUAUGGUCAACCGGCUAGUGAAGGAUUGCAACAGGUGGCUGAGCAUGGUUCCACGAGGAUGUUGGAGAGUGAACUAAAGGCUCAGAGUGAGAAUAUAAGGACAAUUAUAAAGGCACGAGGAAUAUCGUAUCCAAAUGUCACUGGGAAGACUUUUGCUGUCUUCCGGGUUGAUUCUCGGCAUCAUCUAGUGUCCUUGGUAUCUAUGAUUGAUCCUUCACCCGAUUGGAUUGUCGGUGUUUCUGGGUUGGAAUUGUGCCUGGCUAAUUGCUCGUGGAUUGAGAAUAAAGUGUUGAAUUUGUAUCCUUGGGAUGCUGGGACGGAUAGUGGACCUUCUUAUACGUCACCGGAUCAGCCGACAAAUCCGCGAGAUGUUAUUCGAAGGAUAAAGUCGAACUUUCCCAAUGACCCAAGGUCUCCGUUCUAUGAUCCAACGGGCGGAGAAAUGAAGGCAAUGGCUAGGGUUUAUAUUUCGAGGCAGAGGCUGUAUGAUAAGAAUUGUGAGACUGAUACGUCUGGGGAGGAUUUGGGAGGAUAUGGUGCUGGGAAUAGAGCUUGUGAGAUGACUCCGUGGAGUUCAUGGAGUACGUGUUCAGUGCCGUGUGGGAAGGGAGAGAGAUUUAGGCAGAGGAAUUAUCUGAAUCCAAUUGCAGCCAGUCAGAAUCACUGCAAUCGGAGGAUUCAGGAGAGGGGAACGUGUUAUGGGUCGGAAAGGCAUUGCCGGAUUGGGGGGCGAGGGGAGUUUCAGCCGGAUCUGUCUGAGGCUAACAAUGAGGUCUUUCCGAAGUGUGCUUUGACUGAGUGGUCGCCAUGGAGUGAAUGCAGCAAGGGUUGCGGGAAGGGAGUUAGGGUUCGUACGAGGAACUAUGUGAUGAGGGAAGCAGCGAAAGACUGUCAAAGAGCAUCACCGAAUCGACCACAGUUGCGGCAGGAAGAAGAGUGUUGGGGCAAGAAUUGUUCAGGAGAUAUUGGAGAUGACAGUGUUCCACCGUACAAUAACUAUCCGGCUGUCAAUGCUGACCAGGAUCCAGUGUAUGAUGAAGAUGCAUUCUUUAAGCCACGUCCGGGAGGUGGCAGGGUUUACGAUCGCGGAAAUCGCGAGUGUAAACUCACUGAAUGGACGGUAUUUAGUCCCUGCAAUGCUAUUUGUGGUCUUGGUCUCAUGAUGAGAUAUCGCUAUCCAAUUCGUGAGGAUAUUGAUCCACAAGAUGUACAAAACAAAGCAGUUGACUACUUAAACAAUAAACGCCCUGAAAUUCCCCAUAACCCUACAAUUACAAAAAUGGAAAUGGAUGAUGGUUUUGAGGGCGAAAAAUUCUGCAAUGGUCUUGUUUGUUUAGAUUCUGAUGAUCCUUGCUUGCGCAUUCCAAUGAUUGAAGUAGUUGUCUGUGGGCAUGAUCAACCAUCUUGCGAUGAUCUUCCGGUUAUAUGUCGCCUUCUUCCGAAUCCAGGUUCCUGCAGGAAUGGCACAAAUCGCUGGUACUACAAUGCAAAGUCCCGAGAAUGCGCAAUAUUUGCUUACGGAGGCUGCCUGGGCAAUGAGAAUAAUUUCCUGUCACGAAAUGAAUGUAUGACGGCAUGUGAAACGCCCAAUUAUGGCUAUCAGGAGUAUCAGAGUCAGGAAAACUUUCGAGGGAUUGGAAAUAUUCCCAUUAGGGAUCAGAUACUUGCAGAUGCAAGUAGGGAUUGUCAGGUGUCUCACUGGGAGCGUGGUCCGUGCAAUGUUACCUGUGGAUCGGGUUUUCGCGUCAAGACACGUCGAAUUCUCAGGUAUCCUAUUAAUGGGGGCAAACCUUGUCCCAGGAAGCUAAUUCGGUAUGAACGCUGCGAGGGAUCCUGCAGUCCACAGCAAGAUUUAAAUCCAUCCUGGGGACCAACUCAACCAGAUCCCUGUCAUUAUUCACUCUGGAGCAACUGGUCACCUUGCAGUGCCACCUGUGGCAGCUAUUCAGUACAGCAGAGGACAAGGUAUGUUCUCAAUCCUUCUCCUGGGAUCUCCUGUACGCAUCGUGUUGAGGAAAGACGCUGCAAUGUGAUGCCUUGUUCAGUGGAAAGUUAAAGAUUCAUCUAAACUCGCUUUUUUUUCUUCAAUUAAUUUAAUUUUGUUCUAACCAAGGGGGAGAUAUUAGGGUUGAAAGUGGUGUACGCGGUUGAAAAUGAAGUGAUUGGAAGUCUUUGGAAGUGGAAGUGCCCGAUUAUACCGUUUUUUCUGACUAAUUUCAUAUUUUUCACACUACGCUACUUUUAGUUAAAAUUUUUAAUUCGAACGGCAGUGUAAUUUGAAAAGAUCUUUUUUGACAAUUUACAAGUUCGGUUAUGACAAUGAAAUGGAGCAAAUACAGUGGCGAUAAGAUAAAUAGCACACCUUCAGCGAUAGUUCUAUUUUGAUGUUUUAUGAUACAAUGGCCUCAAUUCUGAGACUAAGAUCAAGAUCAAGAAAAUUUCAAGAUUUUGGUAUUCAGAAAUCAAAAAAUCAAGAUCAAGAUGUCAAAUGUCUUGAAAUCUUGAAAUCCAAGACACAAACCGUGUGGAUAUCAAGAUUUGCAAUUCUGGAACCAAUAUUUCAAGAUUUCAAAACGUCAAAUUUCUUGUUUUCUUGAAAUAAUACCAAGAACCUCUCGGAGGUGCUUGGAAUUUUCAAGAUACUAACAAUUUGAAGAGUUUCAUGCGGAAAUUAUUUUUGACCAGGAAUAUUUCUAUAAGAGAUGAUACAAAAAGAGAAUUACUAUGAAAAACGCUAUGUUUGAUCUUGUAAUUUAAUCGUAAUAAUACAUAUUUCUAGAUGUACGUUUCGAAGUACAACACUCUGAGAAUACCUGCAAAAUAAUCACAUCUUGCAUAAGCAUUUCAGGGUUUAUUACACGUUACAAGUUUUGUUUGAACUUCUUUUAUUCCUGAUUAUGGCCUGUCAUAUAUUAUUUAAUACAACCUAUAAUUAAUUUUUGUAAUUUAUAUGGCAAAAUUUCAACAAAUUCAACAAAGAAAUGAAGAUAUUUGUCAGAAUUGACGUUUUGUUAAGUGUGGAAAAUCUUGAAAUCUUGGUUCUUAGCUAAGACAUUUUAAAUUCCAUAAAUGCUUUGCGUCAGAAUAUGAAAUCUUGAUCUUGAAAAUAUUUGACAGCUUGAAAUUUUGAUCUUGAUCUUGAUCUCAGAAUUGAGGCCAAUAUCAAUCUUUCUACAUGCAUGCUUUAUUUUUUAGAAAAUAUAAUGCCCAUUAUAAAUAAAAAAUGAUAAUUAUUUAAUAUUUGUAUCUAUUAAAAUCAUGUGUUUUUGUCAUUUUAUGAGUUUAGGUAUAAUUUGUGCGGCCAAUUUAAAUAGCACACUUUCAUUUUCUCUGAAAAUAUUACCUGAGAUUUACUUUUAUUUUAAAAUUCAUUAUAUUUCUGUAUUUUUGGUCAUUUAUAGGCAUUAAUACCACAAAUUUUCGUAAAAUAAAGUUAUGAGAACUGAAAAAUAAUGUAAAUUGACCCCUUAGUACAGAUUUACAGGUUUACGUAAAAGAGUUUAGGAUAACUAAGAUUUUUUUUGUAAAUUAUAUUGUUCAAGGGAGAAAUAUCAUCAAUUCAAUUAUUUUUUAUGAUCAAACUUACAAAUCACGCAAAAACUCGAAAAUUUCGAGAAAGAAUUACAAUUCCUAGAGAAGAUUCUGCUAUUGUUCUUAUAGUAAAACUGAAUUUAUUUGCCGCCAUUCCAAAAGUAAUGGAACAAAUUGAACAAAAUUUCAAAAUUAAGUGAUGUAAGCAUUACUGAAAGCCGCUUAUCUAAAAAUACCCAUGAUCCUUCGUUGUCAAGCGCUUAUUUUUUCCAAAAGUUAUUUAAAAGUACUAAUUAUUUCAAAUUUAAUUUUCAAAUAGAAUUCGUAAGUUGUUAAUUGCAGUAGAAGCCGAAAACUCUGACUUCUUAUAGGAUGUGCUAUUUAUAUUGUCUUCUUAAUAUGUGCCAUUUCAAGAAUUUUUUGAUCGUACUAAAUUUCUGGAUAGAACUUUCAGGUUUUUUCUUCAUAAUCAAAAUGUAUUUAUAUACAAGUUCAUCUAUUAUUCUUACUUUCAUCAUUUAAAAGCAUAAUUUUUCGAAAAAGAAAGCAUAUAUUAUAGUGUCCGAAACUGUGCUAUUUAUCUUGUCGCCACUGUAUGCUCAAAUUUAUUACACCUUAAUUUGUGUUGUAAUUUUUCCGAAGAAAUAUUCAGCUGAAUAAGAAUUUUCUUUGCUUUUUACAGAUAUUUCAAAUUCAUAUAGUUGCUCACAAAUAAUGACAUAGCUAUUGUAAUUGACUUUGAAUCAAUUUGAUAUAUUUUUUUAAAAUAAUUUAUUGUAAUAUGUAUUGGAUGAUUGCAUAAAUUCGUGGGACUUUUUCGCAAAUGUAGUUAUGGGGUAUCCCAUAAGAACACAUCCACCAUUUUUUUUUUUGUUAACGUUUUUGCAUAUGCUGGAAAGUUUUUAGUGUAUUACGUCUCUUCAAAAUGGUCGAUUUCUGCUUUUGAGAACUUUUACGAAAUAUGAGAAACGAAAAGGAACAUUUGUAAUAUUUUAUGUUUGCGUAAUUUUGAAUAAAUCUAAGUAAUGCUCUUUCAUAAAAAAAAAACAUUUCGGAGGUUUAGUUAGAUCGUGUCCUUGCUCUAUUUUCCAACAGUAGCUUCACUGGUCUCUUAGGAAAAUUCAAAAUAUGUUGAUACCCCUUCGUAAAACAAAGAUAAUACAGAGGGUCCUCGAUAGUCAAAUAAUUAUUUCUAGGCUUGUUGACUCCAUUGGAUUCGGUGAUUCUAUCGGAGUCCGGAAAAAAUCAAAUCAAAUAAAAUGUGAAAUUCUGAUAUAAAGGGUAUUAUUUUGUGUUUGUACUGGAUAAUUGAUAAAUUUAACGCGAUAGUAGGAUAUUUCAUUUAGGUACUAAACCCAUAAAUUCUACACCCUCUUGUCCAAAAAAGUCAUAUGUUUGGGCAAAAGUUGGAGAUUAAGGAAUGAUUUUACAGAAUGUUUUUAUUAUUAAUAAGUACAGUGAGUGUCAAUAGUUUAUUGCCUAAUGCAUGUUUGGGAAAACAAGUGAAAAAAAUUAUAGAAAUAUUACUUUUCCAAAUUUUUCGUUUUGCAGAUGAGUUCCCUGUAAUCUGUAGAUAUUAUCUAUAUUUUUCAAAAAAAUAAUUAAUUUUAUUUCAUAUCAGAAAUCAAAAAUCGUCCAUCCACGAUGUUAAGAUAAGGAAAUGGUGUCUUAAAGAUUUCUUUUUUCACUUUUUUUAGAAGAGCUCCGGUAGAUAUUUAAUUGUUGAAAAUUUUGAUGCAAUUAACGCUAUUAAUUAGAAUUUAUUUUCAACUUUUAUUGUAUGAAAGCCCCAUAGCAAAAUUCCGCAAAAAUUCCAAUGGAAAACUUGCGUCCAAAUGGCUAAAUUCGCUGGAAUUUGACGCUAAAAUUCCACUAAGUUUUCCUAUGGAAUUUAAAGCCGGAAAUUCCAUGGAAAUCAUAGUGCUCCAUGGAAUUUACUAGUACGACAUGCUGGAAUUCCAGCGUUAAAUUCCGCGGUAUUCCGCGGAAGAUUUAUAUGGAAACUCACACGUGAAACGUCCGCGGGAUAAGCUGGAAAAAACAUAUGGAAAUUUCCACUAUCUUUCCAUAGUGUUUUAUAUGGAUUUUUCCACUAGUUUUCUGAAAUGUCAAACAAAUAAAAUGGUGUUGCGACAACUUUUAGAAUUUGUUUCCAAACCUUCCGCAAACAUUUCUAGUGAUUCAUGUGGCAAUUAUAAUAUAAUUAAUUAUGCGAUGCUGCGUUUCGUGUAGAUAAUAAUGAAGUGAUUACAUUAAAUAGGCCGCCAACCUAAAAUAAUGCUGUUUUUAUGUUAAUUAAUAUAUAUUUUAGGAAAUUUUUUUUUUUUAAUAAAAUAUUUUUUUAUUGCUCAAAGUGUGAAUUCGUUAUUGCUGGUUUAUAAAAACAUAUUAUAAUCCUCGUAAUCUUCGCCGUUUCUAUAAAAUUCGGAAGUAAAAUCAUGAGGUGCAUGUGACAGCUUCAUUUUUUCUCCAUUUUAUUUUGGUGGAAAAAUCCACAUAAAUUCCACGAGCAUUUCCAUGGAUGUAUUCUAUAGAAAAAAUCCAGCAUAAAUCCAUAAAAUUUUCCUUGGAACCUAUUAUGGAAAAUUCCUAUGGAUUUUUUUAAGGAAAAAUAGUGGAAAAUUCCGAGGAAUUUUUCGCUUGUUAUUCCUAUUCCGCUUUCUUUUGCUAUGGGGAGAACAGAUUGAUAGUUGUUCUUUUCAUUAUGACAUAACUAUGACUCUAAACUUCACAAAAAGAGCAAUAAAACCAAUUUUUCUCAUAUUCUUCUUAUUCUGAAAAAUGGGCGCUACAUGGUUAGAGAUAUCUACUUAGAGUCUUCAGAUGACCCUCUAAUAAGUCAACCUGAGGAUUAUUAUUAUGAUCCUCAUUUCCUCCCUACUCCUCCCGUUUCAGCGCCAAAAUCGUUUGUUUUUUUUUAUGAUUACAGGAAAACACGUCAUACGGGAUCAUAAGGCUUAAUCAAAAAAUCUUAAGACAAGAGAGAAAAGAUAAGAAAAUUUUCAAUCGGUCAAAACGCUUAAAAUCAGGAAAAAAAAUAUUUUGUCGAAAUUUGAUUACACGGUUAAUAUACGAAUUUUAUCAUAAUAUUAUUUUUCUUGUGUUAUAAACGUUACAUUGAUACACCAAAACACUGUUUUAAAUUUCGAAAAAGUCAAGAUAAAAUCAUAAAAUAUUAUAAAUUCAAUAAUAAAGAAAAAGUUGACUCUAUCGGAGUCCGUAGAGUAAAAACAUAGCUGUUGACUUUAUUGGAGAUUGACUCUAUCGGGGGUUGACUCUAUCGAGGUCCCACUGUAUUUACAUUACUGGAAGUAUGCAAGAGUAUCUGUCGCUAGAAAUUCAAAAUAUAAGCAAAAUGUUAGAAAUAUGUCCAACGCACAAUCACUUUUGUUUUGUAAACAUGUUUUUGACAUUUCAAUGAGAGUGAAUGAAACCUAAAUCUAGUCAUCUCGCUCACUCUUACAGACAAUUUUGAAAACAUGUUUACCAACAAAAGUUAUUGUGCGCUGGGCAAUAUGCGGAAUAAUAAAUUUCUUGAGAUAUUUUUUAAAGUUUUCUUAAUUAGAUUUCUCAUAAGAUUAAAUAAAUUAUUGAUUAGUAAGUGCAUGAAGUGCAAGAAGUGCUGGAAGUAUUGCAGCAUUUUCGAGAGUGUUGCGAAGUUUUGGAAGUACGCAGGGCUAUUCCAUGCAAAUUGUGGAAGUGCCUGGAAGUGGUGUACACUUUUCACCAAAUAUCUCCCCCUUGGUUCUAACAAUUUCGGUAAAAUUCUUUUGAAAAUAGCAUUGUUUAUUCUCUGUAUUCUUAAUAGAUUUAAGACAAAAUGCGAGAUAUUAAAAAGGUAGUUUGUUGAAA